Lagopus muta (rock ptarmigan) is the source of this 3844-nucleotide messenger RNA. It is a transcript of the gene LIN28B, whose product is annotated as lin-28 homolog B. Gene Ontology annotation, molecular function: zinc ion binding; nucleic acid binding. Bases 421 to 1197 code for a protein of 258 amino acids. Lineage: Eukaryota; Metazoa; Chordata; Aves; Galliformes; Phasianidae. The transcript has 5 exons. The record is from RefSeq and is a predicted model, not a curated record.
CGCCGCGCCCUCCCGGCGGUCGGCAAGGCGAAGCCCACUCCGGUGCCCGUCGGCGGGUCCGUGCCUGGCGCUCGCCUCCCCUCCGCGGCACAGCAGCCCCGCUCAGCCUGGCCACCAUGGCGCGCGGGAGAUGCACAGCUUGCUUGAGCGUGGUAAAAGGGAGGAUGCUUUUAAGGAUGCUUUAAAAAGAGAGACUCGGCUGGUUUUCAUGCUAUGUCUUGGUUAUCUCCUGGCGUUUCUGAUGAGCUAGGUAAGUCUCACAGCCCGUACGGUUACAGGUCACUUCACAGAGCCAAGUACCGGCAUUUUAUGGCCUUUUAAUGAGCCGUUAAACUGGAGAAGAGGUAAUUAAAUAUGGAACUCGGUACAAUGUACACAGCACUGACUCCAGCUCUCUGAUUCUAGGUUCCUCAGAAGACGAUGAGGUCAUUCAAGAAGGUCUCCUCAGGCUCAGCAGGGGCGAGUAAAGGCGGUGAGGAGCCCGUGCGGCUGCCGGAGCACGAGGAGGAGGAGGAAUCCCCGCUUUGGCACGGAGCCGGCCACUGCAAAUGGUUCAAUGUGAGGAUGGGAUUCGGGUUCAUCUCCAUGAGCAGCCGAGAGGGAAGCCCCUUGGAGUCCCCGGUUGAUGUCUUUGUGCACCAAAGCAAGCUUUACAUGGAAGGAUUUAGAAGCCUAAAAGAAGGAGAACCAGUGGAAUUUACUUAUAAGAAAUCUUCCAAAGGCCUUGAAUCAAUACGGGUAACAGGCCCUGGUGGGAGCCCCUGUUUAGGAAGUGAAAGACGACCCAAAGGGAAGACAGUACAAAAAAGAAAACCAAAGGGAGAUAGAUGCUACAACUGUGGUGGCCUCGAUCACCAUGCUAAAGAAUGUAGUCUACCUCCACAGCCAAAGAAGUGCCAUUACUGUCAGAGCAUCAUGCACAUGGUGGCUAACUGCCCCCAUAAAACUGUUUCACAACAGCCCACUAGUUCUCAGGGAAGACAUGAAGCUGAACCCCAGCCUUCCACUUCUGCUUUCCUGAGAGAAGGGGGAGGAACGUAUGGCUAUUCAUCUCCAUCGUAUUCUCAGGAGGGAAGGUCAGAGAUCUCAGAGCGUUCAGGCAGGUCACCACAAGAAGCUUCUUCAAGUAAGUUAUCUGCAUCACCCGAAGAACCAAGCAGAAAGGGGCCUUCUGUUCAGAAAAGGAAAAAAACUUAAAGCAUUUUCCGUAACUUUCCAUUUUCUUUAUCCUCUUGGGAUGUCUACCUCAUGCAAGUACAGGGGAAAUAAUUUCAUUAUCAGUAGCUGAUGUGGAAUUUUAACUACUGUUGAGGAACUGUGAUUUUUUUUUUCUUUAAUAGACAAAUCACUCCAAGCAAAAUCCAUUUGAGCAGGGUGCAUUGCAUUUUACCUUCUGUAUGUGUGUGUGAGUGUGCACGUGCGUGUAUGUAUACGUAUCUAUGAGUAUAUAUUUUUUUCAUCAGGACACUCUCCAGCUCCCACAGUGUUACUGUGAAGCAAUAGACACAGUACCCUUAAAUGUUCCUGAACUCAUUCCCAGAAUCUGUUUUCAAACAUGUUCAAAAAACAAAUAAGAAAACCCAAGAAACCUCGCAAAAUGAAACAAACCAAAUCUGAAAAACCACACUCAGAACUAAGAUAAAGACUGUUACUUUCUUGUGAACCAAAGGAUAUGUUCAUAUUUUAAAGCUGCCAUAUGGUACUAAAGAUACUAAGACAUCCCCCAGCCAUCAAUUUGAGUUACUUUCUUUGUCAUCUCCACAGAACAUCACUUUCCCCAUUCCCACCCCUCCACCCCCAUGCCUCAGAAGGGCAGUGUCACAACUAAACAUAGCUCUCAUUGCCACCGUCCUUUGGUGAUGAGGAGUUUAAAGCUCCAGAAAAGACAAUGAAUGUGUAGUUUCUGUGCUGGUUUCUCAAAAUGUUUUGUUAAAGUAAUAUGAGUGUAACUGUAAUUUAGAUGAUUGUUGUGUAGGGGAGACUGUGUAAGUUGUUAAAGAACAAACCUCUUUGAGUGGUAUCGGGAUACCAUUCUGUUGAACCUUUUGUAUUCUGUGAACGUUUAGGGGACCUUGGUGGCAGUAGUAGCAGCAGCAGCAGCAGCAGCAACUUCUCUUGGCCCCAGGUAGUGCCCUGCAAUUUGAAGGGGACUUGUCCCUUAUUUACUGUUGGGAGAAUUGUGUAGGGAUUUUUGUUGUUGUUGUCUGUUUUUUUUCUAAAGAAAACGAAAUGCAAAACUAAUAAGAUCCUGAGAUAAAUAGUUCCUUAAGAUAAAAGGUAAUUGGGUACUCACAGUUGCUUAGCCAGCCUCUCUUUCUGAUGAUGCAGCACGUGUACAUUAAAGAAGGACAGGUGCCUGCUGUGUACAAGCCUGAGUGAAAAGGCACCUGCAAACUUGCCAGAAGCCAUGGACAUCACCUGCUUCUUGUGAACGGGGGACUGCUGCUGACCAGCCAUGGUCUGGUGUGUGCUGGGACCACACACUUCUGCAUUACAGAGGAGGAAGAUUGGUGGUCUCAGAGUGAGACUCCCUGGGCUGCAGCCCUUGCUGGGGGUUAAUAGAGUUGGAGCCUGUCAAAACUUCAAGUCACUUCCCAUUUGUAACUUCUACAUUACCAAGUCAUACGUACGAUAACAUACUUUGACAAAUCCCAUUGCAGAUGUAAGUUAAUUAGAGAAACGUAUGUAAUCCUUAGCAUUGGCAAUAAGCACAGGCUGUUAAAGCUUGAAAGAGUCAGGUAGGUUUAAGCUAAGAUAAUCAAACAGAAGAAACAGCCCGCAUGGGAGGCUGCAGUGAGCCCAAGUCCCAGAUGUUGGAACUCCUGCAGCCGGUGGCUCACUGUGUGGCCGCUCCCUUCCCAACUGUCCUGCCGGUUGAGACUUGUACUGCUGCUGCUGCUGCUGCUUCAGUAAACAGGCAGUAAGAAAAAGCCUCAGCAAAGGGCACAAUUUCCAGACAAUUAUUUUGUGUGAAUUCCUAGCCAGUGUUUGCGAGAAUCUCAAUGGUUUGUACUGAAGUUCUCAGUGUGCUAAAUGCAAAGCUUACCUUUGACGAUAUUGAAUGUGAUAUAUCUAUAGAGAACUUCCUUGCCUUACGUGAGGAUAGUAAACCUAUUUAAAUUAUGUAGACAAAUCAAAGUGGCAUUGCUUAACCUUCUAGCCGGUGUAAAAACCCAGGUUAAACAGCAAAGAUGCAAAACUUAGGUCACUUUGAAUGUUUAAACCAAAGUUCCUUAUAGAAAUAGGCAAUUGUGGAUUUGAGAACUGGUCAUUCCCUGUUUAUAUGUAAGAAGUUCAGAGCUGAGAUGAGGAAAUAUUUUCAAUGGGCAGAUUUUUAUUGGUGCUGUUUGAAAUCACUGUGUGCACCGAAGUCAGACUGAACUGCAAAGAGCACAUACCAAACCCUAUCUUAUUGUUGAUAGCUUAAGGUUUUAUUUUUAUAUAUUAGAAUGUUAUCACUAUUACAUAACAUACUCAGGACAAAGAACUUUGCUCAGGGAAUAUACCAUGUAAUGUUGUUUUUACUUUACAGAAUAGUCUACCGACUUACUCAGAACAAACCAGAUAGACUUAGCCCUUUUUAUCUCUCUAUAAGUAUUAUGUACUGAUGUUAGUAACUACCUCUGAGUUGACAUAGACCUACAUUUCUGAUAAUCAGAUUUCAGCGUUUUGUAUUAUAAGUUCCUGUGAAGUGAAAAAGUGGCAUUCUGUACUGGUUGCUUAUGUGAGCAUAUGUGUCUACAUUCACAGGGUCUGAGCUUUCAGAGAAGCUGCACAACCACAGCUCCCACUGGCUUCGAGUUGGAGUUAUGGUGCUUAGCUUUUCUAGCAGGGGAGGGGGUGG